ACGAUUUGUUAACUAGAUAAUUACACGUAUGUCCAUUAAUUGGCAGAAGACAAGUGACGAAUAUUAUGAAGAAUGCAUAACUUUGAAAGCUGUGCUCGUCGACAAAAGCAAACCAGACAAGAUCGGGUCAUUUUCAACACAUUGAAUUCCCAGUGAGGUGUUUUUCUAAGCUCCAUGGACACCUUGGAUAGUAGGAGUGAGCCCCGGUAUUCUGAUGGCGAUCACAACCAUUGGCUGAUGGAGAGACCGGAAGACAUGGAUCAGAGGAGCCGGGAGGGGUGGCGGCUGGUAGAUGUCCUGCUCUCCGGGGGUGCUCCAUGGGGAUUCACACUCAAAGGAGGCAGAGAGCACCGAGAACCACUGCUCAUCACAAAGGUGGAGGAGGGCAGCAGGGCAGCAGCGGUCAGCCUCCAGGUUGGAGACGAGAUGGUGAACAUCAACCAGGUCCCUCUGAGCGGUUACAGGCAGGAGGCCAUCUGCCUGGUCAAGGGAUCAUACAAGACCCUCAAUCUGGUUGUCAAGAGGAGGAAUGAAGCUGUAAGCAGGCCUCACUCCUGGCACGCCACCAAGUUCAACGAGAGCCAAUCAGAGACGGCCAAAACUCAGUCUCCACCCCCGCCAGUCUGGCAGACCAGAUAUGAUGCAAGCUUCUCCUCUACCAACCUCUCCUCGUCUGGCUGGGACCAGAACCAGACUAACCUACGGCGAGUAUCAGACCAGUUCAGCUCUCUGGGCAGCAUGGACAGUCUAGACGUCUCUCACCACUCCUACCCCCCUGGACACCAGUCCCCAGGACGCUUCUCCCCGGUCAAGUCCAACACCAGCACGGAGCACCUGGGAGGAGGCAAGAGGGACUCAGCAUACAGCUCCUUUUCCACCAACUCUGGUACCCCAGACUACACCCUCUCCAAGACACCAGACCACACCCUCCCUAAGACACCAGACCACACCCUCCCUAAGACACCAGACCACACCCUCCCUAAGACACCAGACCACACCCUCCCUAAGACACCAGACCACACCCUCCCUAAGACACCAGACUACACCAUCCCUAAGACACCAGACUACACCCUCCCUAAGACACCAGGCCACACCCUCCCUAAGACACCAGGCUACACCCUCCCUAAGACACCAGGCUACACCCUCCCUAAGACACCAGACUACACCCUCCCUAAGAGCAAUGCUGCCUCCACAGAGAACAUGCUGUAUGAGGUGAGCCAGUGGGAGUCAGGAGGCCUGCCCAGUAACGGCAGCCUGAGUAGUGAGGGGGUCAGGCAGGACGAGAGGCCAGGGUAUCUGCAACUGGCUGGGGGACAUGGGGCCAACAUGGGCCGGGACAGCCCCAGGACAGCGGAGCAGUCAGGGUCAAGUUCUUCCCACUCCUCCAGCUCUGCUAGGGCUAGCUGCGGUCCCGUCUGGCACGUUCCUGACAAGAAGAAGACCUCCGAUCCCUCUCCUCCUCCCCCACCGCCCGUACGCAGUGACAGUUUUGCUGCUACGAAGUCCAAUGAGAAUGUUCUGGUUAUAGCCUGUCCAGAGGGACCCGGAGCUCACACCCAGCCCAAGGCCCAUGGUAAAGGAAUGGAUAACUCUGACUCACAAUGCACCAAUGACUCUCGGCGUAGCCAUCACAACUUACCCUCCAAGAACAACAUGGCCCCUCCUUACAUUUCACCAAAGAACUGUCAUCCCAACCAGGUGAACUGUAACAAGCUUUGCUCCCUGUCCAGUAGUGAUGUCAGGCUGGGCCAGCUCCCCCCUACCUACGUGCCCUGCCACCAGAGACAGUACAGUAAUGAGAGCUCUCUCUACUCUCACCCCAGGACUUGGUCUGUCCCCAAACAGCAGAACGUCAGCAGCUGCUACAGCAGCAUGCAGGAGUUUCCCACCAACUACAAUGCCCAGAACACCCAGCUCUAUAGCCAGACCCCAGACAGCACUGGAGACAGCCGGUACUACUGUGUGACGGCCAGACAGCCUGGUCAACCGGUCACCCAGGCCCUGCUGGUCAAGACUGAUGAAAGGAGGGGUGGAGGGGGUAGAGAGGAGGGUGUGGAGGGUGGCGGUGAAAUGAGGAGUGCAGUGAGCAUCGUACAGGGUGGAGGAGAUAAGAAGUCACUCACUCCCCUGGGGUCAGGGGUUACCAAGGCUAAGUACCAGCCACCUCCACCCCUCAACAACGACAGUAAGGGAUACAGCAGACAGGAUGACGGCUCCCGCCACAAACAGCCAGCUACCGUUUGUCCCUCUGCUGUACUGGAGUCCUCUACAGGCCAGCCCAGCCUGAAGAGGAACAACAGUCAGACUGCAGAGCCCCACUGUAUGAGUUACCCCCCGAGAAGACAGUCUCUACAACCUCUUCAGCAGGACACCAUACACCGUCAAGAGAUGCUGCCAGACAGUCAGAUCUGCCCUCAGACCACCAGCGGCCUCAGCAACUCAGGCCUCGUACCCAGAGACUGUUCCAGUGUGGAGACUGUAGAUCUCUUCAGUAACCAGUGCACCAGGACUGACCGGUUCGCCACCACCCUGAGGAAUGAGAUCCAGAUGAGACGUGCCCAGCUGCAGAAGAGUAAGAGCGCUGCCUCCCUGAGUGGACCCUGUGAGGUGGAGGAGAACCAUGAGGUGCCAGAGGUCUGGAGGCCCAAAGACACCACCUCUUCUUCAGAUGGCUCCUUCACCUCCACCUAUAAGGACCAUCUGAAGGAGGCGCAGGCCCGCGUGCUGAAGGCCACCUCCUUUAGAAGGAGAGACCUGGAGCCUGUCCUUCUGGAGCACCCUGUGGCGGAGGCAGGGUCCCUGCCGGACUACUCCUCUUCUGGUCUGGGGAGGAGCGACAACUCUAACCCCCUGUCCAGCCUCUCUGAGGGCCUCCCAGCCAGGUCUGGCUCUGCCCAGAGUCAGGUGACCCGUAUCGGAAGCAGGAAGCGUUUCACCACGGAGAAGAAGGUCCGAUGUUUCUCUGAGCCAGACAAAAUCAAUGAGGUGGGGGUGGAGGAGGAGCUGACCCCCCCUGAGGCUGCAGACUCCUUGCUGAACCGACGCUCCACCCCCAGACCUGCCUUCACCAGACCCCUCCCUAAAACUGCCCUGCCAGGCCCUGUAGAGGACUGUGGAGAGGGCAAAGAGAUAGCCAGGGGUGAUUGUGACAUGUCCAGCGGCAGGAAGGAACAGAGAGAGUGUCAGGGACAGGACCACAGACAGCAGGCCCUUCUGGAGCUGCAGAGACUGGGGACCUUUGCUGAGUACGAGACCACCUGGAACACCCAGAAGAAAGCAGCUGAGACCAGAGGCUCAGGACGCUCCCACUCUGCUGAUAACAUCCUGGAUCCUGGAAGAGAUGACAGGACCAAACCAGCCCCAGUCCACGAGAGGUCCCGAUCCUCACCCUCCGCUGACUUCUAUGACAAGAGCCACGUUCCAGGGAGGAAGUCAGCAGAAUAUUCCCAACUGGAGAGCCAACCUGCCCAACAGGACAACAACACCACUGCGAGGUUGUCUGACAGAUGUCGUGUUGGAGAAUUCAGAGGAAGAGUGAAGAGAGAGAAGGCUCUGGAACCUCUGGAGCUGAAAGACUUCCCAGAACCCCCUCCACCCGUGACCAACGAGGAGACCCCUGACAUCAGAUCCACUUCUGCCCCCUGCCCUGCCUACCACAGUCCCACAUCCAUCUCUUACCAGCCCCUGGAAACUGACUUCCCUCCCCCAGAUGAGUCCUACACCGAGCCCAAGACCUCAAUACCCCAGCUUCAUACUCAGCUGCAGUCUGGUACCAGGAGGAAGGGUCCGCUCCCCCCACCCAGACAAGACCAUUCAAGACAUCCACAGAACACCCACUCCCAGGAGUCUCUGUCUGGCUCUCAGGGCGGAGCUUCCGCCUCCCACGCCCCGGUCUCCUCCCACUUUGCCUCUGGUCCCACCCACUCCCCAAGGGGGGAUUCUGAGCAGAGCAGAGGAUUGGUGGAGAGGGAGCAGGAGACGGUACACCAGGUAGUGCCAUCCAAUCCUGGUCCAGCCCUUCCUGCCUUGCCCAGUAUGAGGUGCCAUCGUUCUCCCUCUCCUCAGUUUGCUCCUCCUCAGCUGACAGACAAGCCUCCUGUCUCUCUCCAGCAGCACCAUGACAACCCUGUCUCUCUCUCAGUCUGUCUGCACUAUGACCAAAACAACAGGAUGGAGAAUGUGAUAGAGCCAACCAGUGUGAGGAAGGUUCCUAUAAAGAUAAUUCACUCAGAGAGCGAGAAGGAGAAGGAGAGCCGACAGUACCUGCUGCGUCACUGUCACUCUACAGUGGAAGAAUCCCAGGUGCCCAGUCUGGUCCCCCUCAGCAGCCUGGGGACCUCAGGGGCCCCGGAACAGUCCUACUCUCUGUUCUGUGCCUACAGCCGGCAGAGGGACCAGGGGCCAGAGAGAGAGAAGACACUGGCCCCACCCAGUUACCCAGCCCCAGAACUGCCUACACCCCCACCCCCUUACCAAACCCCUGAGAUGGACCUGGAGCAACACAGAGACACACACAUGUGUCCUCUCAGGGUCCACAACAGCCAAAUGGCAGUCCUGGCCACAUCCCCACCCAGCCGACAGACCACCUCGGACCCAGAGCCCCCCAGUGGUAACUGCUUGUCCCCUCCCGUCCUCCUCCCCCACUCUGAGGAGGAUGUGAAGACAGAGCAGCUGGCCAGAGACCUCAUGAAUAAGGAUCAGUCCCUAGCUGACAUCUUGGAUAAGAGCUGGAGGAGGACCACCAUGGACCUGAUGGAGGGACUCUUCACCCAGGGAGAAGUGCUGCUGGAGGGGAAGGAGAGGAGGAAGGUGUCCCUCAAACACUCCUCACCACGGCCUUCAGAGGACAGGAGUGAGGAGGACAGUGUAGCGGCAGCAGUUUCUUUGGUGACCAGCUCCACCUAUUACAGCACGUCGGCACCAAAGGCGGAGCUUCUGAUCAAGCUGAAAGACAUGCAGGAGAGGGAGGGGCUAGAGGAGGAGCUGGAGGAGGAGUCAGCGGAUGAGUUGGACCACGACCUGGCCAAUAAAAAGCAGGAGCUGGUGGACUCUCUCAGCAGGAAGCUGCAGGUGUUGCGUGAGGCCAGGGAGAGUCUUCAGGAGGAUGUCCGUGAUAACAACGCCCUAGGAGAGGAGGUGGAGGCCACGGUGCAGCAGGUCUGUAUGCCAAACCAGCUGGACAAGUUCAGGAUGUUCAUAGGAGACCUGGACAAAGUGGUUAGCCUGCUGCUGUCCCUGUCCGGACGCCUGGCCAGAGUGGAGAACGCCCUCAACAGCCUGGAGGAUGGUACAUCACCUGAGGAGAGGAGAACCCUGACAGACAAGAGGAAGCUGUUGAUCCAGCAGCAUGAGGAUGCCAAGGAGCUGAAGGAGAACCUGGACCGCCGGGAGAGAGUGGUCUACAACAUCCUGGCUUCCUACCUCCCAGAGGAGAGCCUGACCGACUACCAACACUUUGUCAAGAUGAAGUCUGCCCUCAUUAUUGAGCAGCGCAAACUAGAGGACAAGAUUAAACUGGGAGAGGAGCAGCUCAAGUGUCUGAUGGACAGCCUGCCGCUAGAGCAGAGGAUGAGCCUGUAACCCCUAACCCCUGGAUCAGAGAAUGGCUCCAAACGCACAUGACUUCUCAAACUGUGUAUGAUGGACCUGACCACUCUGGCCUCACUGCAGUGGAACCCUAUGGCCACUAAGGGGCAGCAGAGAUUAGCAGAGAGGAGCAGCAGUACCCCACUAGAUGGCAGCAAAGAACAGAGCUCCAGACUGUAGGGGUUGUAAUGUUUAGUUGACGUUUCUGAGUCUAAUGGAGCCCCACCAGAACAUAUAUAUAUAUAUAUAUAUACACACACAAAAAGGUUAAAUAAAGGUUAAAUAAAUAAACAAAUAAUAAUAAAAAUAAACCCAACAUGAAACAAUUUCAAUGAUGUUACUGAGUUACAAUUCAUAUAAGGAAAUCAGUCAAUUGAAAUACAUUCAUUACGUUAGAAUCUAUGGAUUUCACAUGACUGGGCAUGGGCACAGCCAUGGUUGGGCAUGGGAGGGCAUAGGCACACCCACUGGGGAGCCAGGCCUAGCCAAUCUUAAUUCGUUUUUCUCCACAAAAGGGCUUUAUUACAGGCAGAAAUACUCUUCAGUUUCAUCAGCUGUCCAGGUGGCUGGUCUCGGACAAUCCCGCAGGUGAAGAAGCUGUAUGUGGAGGUCCUAAACUGGCAUGGCCGUGGUCUGCGGUUGUGAGGCCUGUUGGACGCACUGUCAAAUUCUGUAAAUCGACAGCAGUAUAGUAGAGAAAUUAACAGUAAAUUCUCUGGCAAGAGCUCUGUUGGACAUUCCUGCAGUCAGCAUGCCAAUUGCACAAUCCCUCAAAACCUGAGACAUCUGUGGCAUGGUGUUGUGUGACAAAACUGCAGAUUUAGAGUGGCCUUUUUAAUGUCCCCAGUACAAGGUGCACCUGUGUAAUGACAUUGCUGUUUAAUCAGCUUCUUGAUAUGCCACACCUGUCAGGUGGAUGGAUUAUCUUGACAACAUUGGAGAGAUGUAAGCUUUUUGUGCAUAUUGAACAUUAUUUGAUUGAUCUUUUAUUUCAGCUCUUGAACAUGGGAUCAACACUUUACAUGUUGCGUUUAUAUUUUUGCUCAUAUAUAUAUAUAUAUAUACACACACAUACAUACAUACAUUAUAUAUACAUAUAUAUACUGUAUAUAUAUAUACGGUGCAUUCGGGCGGUGUACAAUUGGCCGGGCUAGGCCGUCAUUGUAAUUAAUUUGAAGGUUUAAUUAAAAAUACAAAAAUAAAAAUUCCGAAUGUGUUCA
This is a messenger RNA of Oncorhynchus kisutch (coho salmon), 6806 nucleotides long. It is a transcript of the gene shroom2a, whose product is annotated as shroom family member 2a. Gene Ontology annotation, cellular component: adherens junction; apical junction complex; apical plasma membrane. Lineage: Eukaryota; Metazoa; Chordata; Actinopteri; Salmoniformes; Salmonidae. The record is from RefSeq and is a predicted model, not a curated record. Gene Ontology annotation, molecular function: actin filament binding. Gene Ontology annotation, biological process: actin filament organization. The transcript has 11 exons. The coding region runs from base 175 to 5580 and encodes 1801 amino acids.